AUGAAGGUUCUUUCCAAGCAACAUAAUUACAUGUUUCGCGUUUUCUGGAGAUCAAGAUCGAACUUUGGCGCUGGAGCGAUCUUGGAUCUCACAAACCGCUUUUCGAAAACUCGGAUCCUUAGCACAAAUCGCAACUACCGAGCUCUCUGCGACAAGACGAUUGCGCAUCGCCAAUUUUCGACCACAGCAAAAAUGGCGGAGGAAAAAGUCAGCGUCGAAACUGUUACCGUCGAUGGGAAGGAGUUUAGGACGGUCACAGAGGGAAAAGCUACCAUCUUGGUGCCUCAGGGUGCUAAGAUUGGUGAGGAUCGUGGGGAAGUCCAGCAGGUGUUCUACAAUCCUAUCCAGCAAUACAACCGUGAUCUCUCUGUUCUCGCGAUCAAGACAUAUGGCGAAAUGUCUUUGGAGAAGAGGAAAGAGCAGUACGAGUCGAGGAUGAACAAGCAGAGCAAGAAGCGCAAGCGAGGCGAUGACGACCAGAAGCCUACCGAGCCCGUGAACCCUCCACCACAGGAUAAAGCGCAAGCGACUGAAGAGGCUGCUAAACCCAACGAUGCCGAAGCACGACAGCCCAAGAAAGAAACAAAGCCCUCAUUUCGUAUCCUGGAUGCGCUAUCGGCGUCUGGGCUGCGAGCACUUCGAUAUGCCCACGAACUACCUUUUGUGACAUCUGUCAAGGCCAAUGAUUUAUCCGACACUGCUGCCGAGUCUAUCAGGAUGAACGCCAAGCAUAACGGACUUGAGGACAAGAUUACCGUCACGCAAGGUGAUGCGCUUGCGCUCAUGUAUCGAGGCAUCGCAGACGACUUGUCCAACAGAGACAAGGGUGGAAACCCAGGCAAGACCAACAAGUUCGAUGUUAUUGACCUGGAUCCUUAUGGUACAGCUGCACCUUUCUUUGACGCUGCCGUACAAUCUAUUAGAGACGACGGUGGCCUCUUAUGUAUCACCUGCACAGACAGUGCGGUGUGGGCAGGUCACAGCUACUGCGAGAAGACGUUUGCGCUUUACGGCGGAAUUCCAAUCAAGGGAAUGCACUCCCAUGAAGCUGGUCUUCGACUUGUUCUGAACGCCGUGGCUACCUCGGCUGCCAGGUAUGGGUUGGCAAUCGAGCCUCUUCUCUCGCUCUCAAUCGACUUUUACACCAAAUUCUUCAUCAAGGUGACCAAGUCCCCGCAGUCGGUCAAGUUCCUCGCUUCCAAGACUAUGCUAGUCUACAGCUGCGACUCAGGCUGUGGUGCUUGGGAAACACAGCCUAUGUUGAGAAGCAAGCCCGCGCCGAACAAGAAGGGCAAUGGCGCCUUUUACAAGCACACUAUGGCCCAGGGACCAUCAGCCGACCGACACUGCGAACACUGUGGAAUGAAGAUGCAUAUUAAUGGCCCUAUGUAUGGCGGUCACAUUCAUUCGCAAGAGUUUAUUGAGAGGCUUCUGGCGCAGAUUCCCAAGGCUGAUCCUUCUAUCUAUGGCACGAUGCCCAGACUUGAGGGUAUGCUGCGAACAGCCCUCGAAGAGUAUCUGCCUGGUCCUGAGGUCAAGGAGCCUGUCGAUCCCAAGGAUGCUCAGCUUGCAACCGUUGACCACUAUCCCUUCUUUAUUAUCCCAAGCCGUUUGGCCAAUGUGGUGAGCUGCGUGACCCCAAGUGAGGACAUGGUUCGAGGUGCUUUGAUCCAUCUUGGCUACCACACUGCUCGAAGCCACUGCCGACCAGGAAGUAUCAAGACUGACGCGCCAUGGUCUACAAUCUGGUGGAUAAUAACGGAAUGGAUUCGCCAGAAGUCACCGAUCAAAGAAUCGAGCAUCAAGAAAAACAGCGCCGCAUGGAAGAUUCUGACUGAUGCUGGAAUCAUUGGACAAGAGAAGCCCGAGGCUACAGAGGAAACGGCUAAAGAUGACUCUGCGAUGGAGGGCGUGGAACAGCAGACUUCAGAGGCCCCUGUCGAGGGUACAGCAGAUGCACCAAACGGCGAUGUCAAGCUCCUCCUUAGUGAGGCACAAUUGCGCAAGACACUCGUAUUCGACGAGAACCUAGCACGUCUUGCACGAAGACGAGGAGAGCAGAAGCUGGUGCGAUACCAGAUGAACCCCCGAGAAAACUGGGGUCCUCUGGCUAAAGCGAGCCGUCGAUGA
This is a messenger RNA of Fusarium proliferatum ET1, 2130 nucleotides long. Its product is annotated as putative N2,N2-dimethylguanosine tRNA methyltransferase. Gene Ontology annotation, biological process: tRNA N2-guanine methylation. Gene Ontology annotation, cellular component: nucleus. NCBI's taxonomy places the organism in Eukaryota, Fungi, Ascomycota, Sordariomycetes, Hypocreales, Nectriaceae. Bases 1 to 2130 code for a protein of 709 amino acids. The transcript has a single exon. The record is from RefSeq and is a predicted model, not a curated record. Gene Ontology annotation, molecular function: RNA binding.